Molecule: messenger RNA, 1554 nt
Organism: Huiozyma naganishii CBS 8797
Lineage: Eukaryota; Fungi; Ascomycota; Saccharomycetes; Saccharomycetales; Saccharomycetaceae
Gene: MSE1
Product: glutamate--tRNA ligase MSE1
Exons: 1
Coding region: 1-1554 (517 amino acids)
Biological process (GO): glutamyl-tRNA aminoacylation
Molecular function (GO): tRNA binding; ATP binding; glutamate-tRNA ligase activity
Source: RefSeq, a predicted model, not a curated record
AUGUUGCAGCUCGGAGGUUUCGUGUGGUCCCUGCGGCCCCAUAUCAGGCGCUAUACGGCUGCUGCAAGACCCACACUCGUUUCGAGCCAGCUAAGGGUGGAUAUACACCCUGUUGCACCCGUGGUGACGAGGUUUGCGCCCUCGCCGACCGGGCUGCUGCAUCUUGGGUCUUUGAGGACUGCGCUGUACAACUACCUGCUGGCCAAGAACACUGGUGGGAAGUUCAUCCUGCGGUUGGAGGACACUGACCGCAAGCGGUACCAUGCGGAGGCAGAGCAGAACAUAUUGGACACUCUGGACUGGUGCCACAUCAAGUGGGAUGGGCCCAUGUAUAGACAGAGCGACCGGGCCCGCGAGGGACUCUACACUCGGUACGCGGAGCAACUGGUCAAAGGUGGGUUCGCUUACAAGUGCUUCUGCUCCAAGGAGCGGCUCAACAACCUGCGCGAGGAAGGGUACGACCGCCAUUGCACGCACCUGAGUGAUCAAGAGGUCAAUGCGUUUCAGGGCACUCCCUAUGUUAUCCGGUUCAAAGCUCCCGAGGUCUACGAUGCGGUCGAUGACCUUCUGCACGGGUCCGUGCGGAUCCAGCCGCGGCGGGACCGCCACGGGUUCGACGACCCUGUACUGCUCAAGUCGGACAGGUUCCCCACGUACCACCUGGCAAACGUUGUUGACGACCAUCUUAUGGGAGUCACGCACGUUAUCCGAGGCGAGGAGUGGCUGCCCUCGACACCGAAACACAUCGCCAUGUACAAGGCAUUUGGAUGGUCCGCGCCGCAGUACGUCCACAUCCCUCUGCUGACGAACGUGGACGACGACAAGAAGCUCAGCAAGCGCAGGGGGGACGCCGCCGUGUACCAAUUGAAGCAAAGCGGCAUUCUCCCAGAGGCGCUGCUCAACUUCGUCGCGUUGCUCGGGUGGUCCCCGCCAAGAGAACUUGCGAACAAGACCCACGAAUGUUUCACCUUGGACCAACUCGUCAGACUGUUUAACAUGAACCACUUGACCAGAGGGAACGUCAAAGUGGACAGCAAGAAGCUCUGGUUCUUCAACAAGCACUUCCUACAGGAGAGGCUCAAGAACGACAUCGAAUUGGAACCGCUCGUCGACCGGACCAACAAGGCCGUCGCUGACAGAUUCAGAUCCAGUGACAGAACCAAAGUCAAAAGGAUCAUUAGGGAAUGCGGCACGGCACUCAACUCGAUCGAUGAGUUUUGCGACACCUUCCACUACUUCUUCGAGAAACCUGUAUAUACUUCGGAGACAGCAGGAAAGUUCCUAGCAGAUAACAGCAACCGGGAAGUCACCACACAACUACUACACUAUCUACAAGAGGCACUGCGGGGCAACGAGAUGUCCCUUGGGGAAGCAGUCUCAGACGCAUCGCAGCGUUUCACAGUCAAGAAAAGGACCGUUUUCGAAACCCUACGAUUCGCGCUCGCCGGGUCGCUGCCUGGCGCUAAGAUCCCAGUCCUAGUGAGUAUCCUCGGGCCCAACGAGACCGCCGCAAGGCUACAAGAGGCGGCCGCAGUCGUCAAGAACAGCUACUGA